CAGGCACGUUACAUGAAGCCCCAGACGUUUCUGCGCAGAAAGGAGUUUCGUUUCCGUGGUUUCCCUUGCCUUUUGUCACUGAAUGCUACCAGGAAAUACAUGCUUCAUUAAUGAAAGAGACUCUCACAAACAUACACUCAACUGGACUACGUUAUAAACUGACAGUUUAUAUUUCGGUUAACAUGUCGGCAACUAUUUGUGCCUUCAUCCUGACGUCUUCAGCGCUAUGUGGAUCCAGAGGAUUUUAUCAUUGCACUGCUGAUACAUGAUUGACUGAUUGGAUAAUUGCAGGUGCACAAGGGUUUGUAAUGUGUACGUGGUAUCAGGAGUCCUCAGCAGACCGACAAAUGUCAGCUUAACCUCCUACAACAUGAAUCUGGUGCUGAAGUGGAAUGCACCUGAAGGGGCAGCCAGCAGCGUGGUCUACACAACUGAGUACAAAACUUCAGUCACAACCUACAUAGUGGGCUGUGUGAACAUCUCCACACUUGAAUGUGACUUCACUCGCCUCAACAUCUCCAUCCGUCCAUCCAUUGUUGAGUAUGGAAAGUAUACCAGCAGAGUGCGUGCACUAUCGGGGUCAGAGAGUUCCGCCUGGGUGGAAAGUAACCACAUUACCUUGGACAAAGAUACCAUCAUUGGUUCACCCAAUGUGUCUCUCUUCUCCAAUGGGGCUACUAUUGAAGUCAGCAUUGAAGAUCCAGUGUUAGCGAUCUCAGCACUCAGAAAUGUAUACAUCUUUGCCACUUACAACAUAACCUACUGGAAGGACAGCCAGAAGGAAAAGGCGAGUCACAUUAGCAAUAUACAGCAAAAUCGGGUGUUUCUGAAUGACCUGGAACCAUGGACCAAGUACUGUGUCCAAGUCAAAAUAAACACAGAGAGAAACCCAAGGCCUAGCUUGCUCAGCAGAAUUAUCUGUGAGAGUACCACCAAAGAAGAAGAAGCUCCGUGGGUCGCAGCCAUGGUGACAUUUGUCUUCAUGGCAAUGGCAGUGGCUCUGGUGGUGGUCACGGCGUUGUAUCGGAAAAGUAUAUCCCACUUUCUUUGUCCAAAAGAUGCACUGCCUGAGCACUUUAAAGAGUACCUGCUGGCACCCCCCAACUCCACCGUCUACCUGGCCAUGCGGAACCCCCCCCCACUCAAGGAGAUAUUCCACCAGGUUAGUAUCAUCGCAGAGGACAAGACUGUGGACGAAGGGGGCCCUCUGGAGGUAGCAAAGACUACCAGCAGCAAACAGCCUGAUGUUACAGUGGAGGAGAGAUAGAAGGAUGAAAUUAUCAGCUGGGAUGAGUUUAAAGACAUUGAGAAACAGUGAAAUAUUCUGGCUUGCUUGACUUCAGAAUUAUAAUGCAUCAAAUUCUGCAGCAGUCCCGUAUUAUUCAUCGAAGCAGGUGUUAAUGUGAAAUGAUUGUAUGACCGAGUAGGUACAGGAUUGAUAGCUCAUCCAGGUGAUGUUAUUUUUGUGCUGUUCAGUCCUAAUGUUGCUUGUAGUAUUACCACACACUGUACGUAACUGAAGGAGCAUGGCGUGCCCCAUUGGAGCUGCCUACACUAAAUAUUUAUGCUGCAAUGGUGCUACAAGAUGCCCGUCCCCCAUUCUCUGUAUAUGAUUCGGUAUUUUUAAAAUAUGGACUUAAAAACUGCAUAAACUGCCAUUCAAUUGGCACAAUUUUAUGAAGCAUAUGUAGUUUUAAUUGCCUCAUUGUGGCAAAUUAAAUUCAGAACUCAGAAGUGAUAGUUCAGUGAAGUUAGAACCAAAAGUGUGUUUAUGAUGGUCUCUUGCAGCAAGGCAAAAAUAAUGUCCAGCUCAAAGGUUUAGACAUGAAUGUUGCAUUGUUGAACUUAAAUAAAGUCAUUAUUUGAACAUG
Molecule: messenger RNA, 1871 nt
Organism: Xiphias gladius (swordfish)
Lineage: Eukaryota; Metazoa; Chordata; Actinopteri; Istiophoriformes; Xiphiidae
Product: interleukin-10 receptor subunit beta-like
Exons: 8
Coding region: 371-1267 (298 amino acids)
Molecular function (GO): protein binding
Source: RefSeq, a predicted model, not a curated record